AUGGCCGUACAGGACAUCGAAAGCUUCAAGGUGGCCAUGACGGCCGUGUACGGCCCAUUCGAUGAGUUGACAGGAGACAAGGUGAGGAAUUGGAUUCCUCCCAGUUCCCCCGGCGCGGGCGGACAUCACGGCCGAUACUUGUGGACCGACGCAUUUGGGGUCAUUAAUUUCUUAACUCUAUACAAAGAGACAUCAAUGGAACACUAUCUUCACCUUGCGAAACGCUUGGUCUACACCGUGCACAAUGUUCUAGGACGCACGAGAGAAGGAAGCCAACGGCUGCCGGGGGCUACAGACGACGCUCCUUUGAAGGGAGGUUUGAGAAUUGGCAAAUUGACCGAGGCAGGGGCUGACUGCGACGGCCAAUAUCAUCACUACCUGACUAUAUGGAUGUUUGCUCUGAAUCGCGUGUCAGUUGCAACGGGUGACUUAACGUUCAAUAACUUGGCGAUCGAAUUGGCCAAGGCGAUUCACGACCACUUCGUUAUAUCGGAUGACGUCGGGAACAUGCGAAUGGUGUGGAAGAUCUCAACCGACAUGAAGGACGUGCUGGUUCCUUCAGAGGGCCAUCUAGACGCUGCUACCGGCUUCGCCAUCUACAGGCUUUUGCAAAACACCGCAGCGCUGUAUGGCGCAGACGACGAUACAAUCUUGAGUAAAGAGAUAGAAGAUUACGCAGCUCUGAUGCUACGUCCCGGCAAGCUGGCGCCGACGACCGAUUUCUUAGACUUGGGCAUGGGUCUGUGGAUGUGUCAUCUGUGUCAUGAAGAGCCUUGGGCGGAUAAGCUGUCCAACCAAUCGCUUCAGAUGCUGCGAAGUCACCUUGGAUCGGCGGAGGGAGCACCACUGCGACGAUACAAGGGCCUGGCGUUUAGGGAGUUUGGCGCAUAUCUCGGGGCGCGAUGUGUCGGGACGGAUGACGAGCUUGAUGCAAAAAUAGCGGCGCUGAUUAAGGCUCGGGAAAAGGAUACGCCGCAUGUUGAUCGGGAUCUGAAACCUAUAUCGCAUGUCAUGUAUGCGAGUGCUGUGAUUCCUGGUGCUUUUCGACGAGAUUAUUUCUCGAAUCCAUGGAGUAGAAAUUAG
Messenger RNA from Pochonia chlamydosporia 170, 1083 nucleotides. RefSeq names its product l-ascorbic acid binding protein. Bases 1 to 1083 code for a protein of 360 amino acids. The transcript has 2 exons. The record is from RefSeq and is a predicted model, not a curated record. Lineage: Eukaryota; Fungi; Ascomycota; Sordariomycetes; Hypocreales; Clavicipitaceae.